Impatiens glandulifera is the source of this 714-nucleotide messenger RNA. Its product is annotated as zinc finger protein CONSTANS-LIKE 14-like. Gene Ontology annotation, biological process: regulation of flower development. Lineage: Eukaryota; Viridiplantae; Streptophyta; Magnoliopsida; Ericales; Balsaminaceae. Bases 53 to 547 code for a protein of 164 amino acids. The record is from RefSeq and is a predicted model, not a curated record. Gene Ontology annotation, molecular function: protein binding. The transcript has 3 exons. Gene Ontology annotation, cellular component: nucleus.
CUGUUUGUGUUUUUGAGAAGCAAUCUUCCAAGCAAGAAAAACCAGAAUUACUAUGUACGGGCACAAUCACAACGACGAUUUCACCACUUCAGCGGUUCUUUCCGGCCAAUCUAGGCCGGAUCCUCUGACCAUUCCGGCGACGGCGAGCAUUGCCAGAUUUGAUGGGUCCUUCCAGAAUAUGGGCCGAGUUGCUCCUCAUUUCAUUUGGUCCGGCGAUUUUCAGGGAAUAGAAAAUUAUAGGCUGUCGGAGAGGCCAUUGUUGAAUGAGGAAAGCUAUAGCAGCAUCAUAGAGGGGAUGAACAGGGUCUGUCGUUACAGUCCGGAGGAGAAGAAACAGAGAAUUCAGAGGUACAGAAACAAGAGAAACCAAAGGAACUUCAACAAGACCAUUAAGUAUGCAUGUAGGAAAACGUUGGCCGACAGCAGGAUACGCAUUAGGGGGCGUUUCGCUAGAAAUGACGAAAUAGAGAAGGAAGAUCGUGAUGAAGAAGAAGAAGAAGAGUACGACGAGAAUUGGACCAACUUUCUUCAAAUGUUUCAAUUUUAGCCAACUUAAUCCCACCAUUAAGCUUGUUAUUUUUCAUGUUUUUGCAAAUUAUAAGAUUUUAGGAUCACCUAAGUGUAAGCAUUGACUGGUUUAUACUCCCUCAAUGACACUGUUAAUUAGAUAGAGUCAUUGCUGUGUUGGGUAGAUUGGGAGAAUCGAAUGAAAAA